Messenger RNA from Benincasa hispida (wax gourd), 772 nucleotides. Its product is annotated as putative calcium-binding protein CML44. Gene Ontology annotation, molecular function: calcium ion binding. The record is from RefSeq and is a predicted model, not a curated record. Lineage: Eukaryota; Viridiplantae; Streptophyta; Magnoliopsida; Cucurbitales; Cucurbitaceae.
CGGCUAAUUUAUCAUAAAUUCAUCGACAACAAUAAUUCCACACAUGUCUUCAAUUAGCCAAGAACAAAAAACCAUGUCUUCAAUUAGCUUCAACGACUUGCACAGGAUCUUCAACAAGCUAGACAAGAACGGCGAUGGCCUCAUUUGCCUUCAGGAGCUCAAGUGGCUCUUCGAUAGGAUUGGCAUCCAAUUAACCAUGGAGGAGUUGGAAUCAUUUCUAGAGAAACCGAGCCUCGACUUCAAUGAGUUCUUGUUCUUUUAUGAGUCGAUAUCGAAGCAAAACAAAGGUGAGUGCAAGGGGGGUGUGGGCUGUUUGCAAGAUGAUCAUGAGGAAGAAAUGGAGAUUGUAUAUAUGGCUUUCAAAGUAUUUGACAUGAAUGGCGAUGGCUUCAUUUCUUGCGACGAGCUCGAAAAUGUGUUGUCGAGGCUCGAGCUUUGGGACGCUAAUAGAAAUGACAUCGAUUAUUGUAGAAGCAUGAUCCGAGCUUAUGACACCAAUUUGGAUGGGAAGCUGGAUUUUGAGGAGUUUAAGAACAUGAUGUUGCUUACAACAUAGUUCUUCAUUUAGAGAGUUAAAAAAAAAAAAAAAAAGGCCCCUUUGUUAUUAUUGUCAAGUAUAUGAGUUUUAUCUGUUAUUUACAAGUCCAACUUGAGAAGCAUGUGGGUGGCUUCAAGAUUAAAAAUUUUGGUCAUGGAGUUUAUGUAAUCAUCUUUUAAGAAAUAUGAAAACUUGAACUUUUGUUUAGGAUCAAUGAUUGUGGUCUUAUAUAUA